Molecule: messenger RNA, 15445 nt
Organism: Paramuricea clavata
Lineage: Eukaryota; Metazoa; Cnidaria; Anthozoa; Malacalcyonacea; Plexauridae
Source: the annotation of a GenBank genome assembly
CAAAAAACAUGGCGACCGUUUCCAAGCGUUUUGGCCGUGCUUUUAUAGACGUUUUUAUGUAAAACUUGUGUGGUGUAGUACGUCUUAAAUCAAUAGUAUAAACUUGAAGUUAGUAUCUGUAUAAAUGCAGUAAAAAUUUGUUAGUUUACUUGUAUGCAUUCAUUGUAAAUAUGUCUCGGAAAUCAUCACUGGCAUCACAAAGUUCGAUGAAACUUGAACAAGAAAUGCGAGAAUGUCGUAUGGCUUAUCUUUCUGUUCUCAGUAGUACGAGUGAAAAUAUGACCUCUAGUAAAGAACUAACUUUAGGUUUGUAUAUUCUUGAUUUCUAUUUUGUUGAUAAUUAGCAAGACGUUCAAUGCUGUAACAUUGUAUUAAUUAGACGUUCACAGGUCUUUUUCACAAAUAUUUGCUCGGUCGGUUUUUGCAGAGAAGAGUGAGACCCGUUUCAGACCGCGUACUCUUAAGCAGCGACACAAGAACGGCAGUGAUUCAAACGGCAUGCCAAAUACAAUGUUAUUGGGCCAUUCCAUUUAUUAAGCGCACCCCCCACCCUUAUUGAGGGUUUACCAAAAAUACCCCCUGGAUAUUGCUUUAGUAAUGGGGUAUGUGGAUUUCUCAUUUUAACAUUUCCCGUGGAUUUUCUAAACCUUUGUUAACCUAUUGAGGGUAACAUAAUUUCUCCCCCUGGAUUUUUUUUUUCGGACAAUGACCUCCCUGCCCCAAUCCCCGUCGACAACUUUUUAGGUAAAAAAAAUUUCCAGACGAAUACAUUGCAAUUGCUCUCCAGGUACUUUAUCUCAAUUGUUCAUACAAAAUUUUGGUACUUAGCCCAAAAAAAAACAAAUAACAACAUACUCUAUGCCUAUGGUACCAAUAAUUGUUUACUGCCAUGGAUUUUUUUUGGAUUUUUUUAUAUUUACCCAUGGAUAUAUCUUGAAAAAUUUCUUUCUCCUAAUGGAUUUUUGUUCUUUGGACCCCCUGGAUAUCCACAACCCUCAAUAGGGGGGUGCGCUUAAUAAAUGGAAUGGCCCAUUGACAAGGUUGGGGGCCUUCGGGCGCAUUCGCCAGCGAAACCUAUAUAAAAUUAAAAAACAAAUAAGUCUAUUUCAAAUUACAAAGGCUAAUCUAAUACUAGAACAAAUUUUAAAAAAUUGAGUUAGGUUUGGCACAUGAGUGGAGCGGCGUAAGAACCAAUGUCACUCCAACGUCACAUAAUGCGACAAGCUCUGCUGAACUUGUGUAGAACUUUUGCCGUUCCAAAUUCUGCCGUACUUGAUUGAUACAUCGCUUUUCUGCUGUACCUAAUUCAUCAAUUAAGUUCGGCACAUGAAAAGUAUGCCAUCUGAAACGGGCCUGAAUUUACCUAAAUGGUUUGGAACCCCUCCAGAGGGCACAGGGUGGAACCCUUGGGUCUAGGGCGAACACCCCAGAGCUUCAUAAUUUUAGCCUUUACAUGCCUUGAUAAGAACUCUACAUCUCAAAUUCUGAAAAUCUAAUUUCAUUGAUUUUGUGUUGUGAAACAAAUUGCAGGUACAUGUAGUAUUGGAUUUCUGAUGGAAAAAUUAUUUCCAAUUUAACUCAAACAAAGUUAACUCAAAUGAGAUAACUGAGUUUCAAAACUAAAUUAAUCCACAUAUACAGGUAUAUAGCUUGUAUGAGUUGUAUCUUCUUAACAGAUAGGUGAUUAACCUGCGAUCAGGCUCUCAAAAUUGGAAAUAGAGCCUGAUACAAAACCUUGUUCAACCGUAUGUGCCAACAAAAGUUUCAUACCAAAUUUUGGUAUGAGACACUGAUUGGUCAAUAUAAAAUUAAACUCGAAUAAACUUCUGGUUACUUCCCUGCUAUAUUGGAAAUGAUCUGCUGUGCAGGGGCGGAGCGAAGACUAUCCUUUUCGGGGGGUGCAAGACAACUUUUUGCCAACAAAAGGGCGUGGCUAGCGCGCGGUUAGGGUGUGGUAAAAGCGAACCGUAUUCAUUUUUAAGUGAUGUACAACAAUUAACUCCGAGUAGUAAGAAAAUUUAUUUUAAUUUAUUUUUAAAAUAGGCGAAAUAGUUCCGAAAAAGCACAUCCAUUCAUCAUCAAACGACCGAUUACAAACUAAAUCAUCUUCGUAUUUCUCAUUGUAUAAAAGACCGUUAGGUGUAAUUUCUAAGACCUUUACCGCUAUACAAGAUUAUGAAAUGAAGUGCAGGCACAUCGACAGUCAACACGCACAUGUGCUUCGAAUUUGCUAGCUAUGGUAUAGGCCUACUUCACAAAAUUGCAAGAAAAUAUAAUACUAUUAAAUAGCGUAUUAGCGUAAUAAGUUCUUGGCCAAUUUAGCUGAAUGUUCGGAAAAGGGCCGAGCUUUCAGUCGACAUAUCCAUCUUUUCGAUCUCGCAUUUUCUACAAAUUUUCUACAAACAAUCUCUCUCCAAUCAGGUAUGGCCUAUUGGCUUGAUCCAAUUUAUUUUGCCGACAACUGAUUUAUUGUGCACCCCCCCCCCCCCUUAGCUACGCCCCUGCUGCUGUGGUUCCGACCGGCCAAAAUUGCGAAAUUGGAAGUUUCAGUUUACCCAUUUUGUCUUAUAAAUAGAAAGCAGGCCUGAAUAGAAACACUUACGGAAGACAAAGCGAUCGGAAAAGAAACUUCCAGGAGACGAAAUAAACAAAUACUGUAAGGAAUUUGUGACGCAAUAUGCAGAGAUGUAUUAUUAAGUUGUCAACAAUUACUUCGUCUUUGAAAUAUUCCCAAGUAGGGAUGUUCAAAUUCAUCGCAACGAAGCUGUAAGUUGUUAGAAUUAGAAAGCUUUCUAGAUGAAGGAUUGUUCAAAAAUCUAUCUGCACAGUGUAUAAACUAAAAAUACCAUGCCGUUGCACUCAGACGUGACGUCUCGUCACCCGUCCCAAUAUAUAAUUGUGUUUAAUACAUUUUUACUUGGAAUAGAAGUUCAAACGUUCAGAUAUACAUGUAACUACAGGAGCAAGAUGUAUUUUAUCUUUACAGCAAUACUGUUCUUCUUACAGCUUCUUUCAGUUCAUUGCGAUAAAUUUCAACACUUUUGGGAAACUGAAUAUUAAAGUAUUUGUUGACAACUAUUUAAAGAUGCGGUACAGUCCGAUCUGCGCAUGUGCAUAAAGGAGCCCUCUUUUUAUUUACAAACAGUUUAUUUAGGUUUUUAUUUCAUUUUAUGUUCAAGAUUGCAAAGCUUGAUUGUUGUGUCUUGAUAAUUUAUUAUACUCUAGAAUCAUGAAAAUAUAAAUAGUUGUCGAAUAAAGUUCAAUAUUUUGGAUACCGAAAUGUAAACAAAGCCUUUGUUUACAUACGGACUGUACCGCAUCUUUAAUACAUUAACUCUUAUCAAUGACAAUGUCAUGAAUUUUCUACAGCAUUUAUUGACUUUGUUUAUCCACAAGUAUAAUUUUAAUCACAGCGUUUAUAUUUAUUAGGAAAAAUGUAAACUGGAAUUUCGAAUUUCGAUAUUUUGGUCGAACAAUUACAAAGUUACUAUCUAACUUUGAUGGCUUUUCCCUUGUACGCGAUUAUUUUUACUUCAGGCGCAUUUUGAUUGGCUAAAUUCAAAUAAAGUGUGGUGAUGGGCGGUAAACCAAUUAGUAAACGUUUGUAUCAGGCGUUAAUUACUCCAAGAACGCCUGAUCGCAGGUUAAUAGGUGAUAAGACAUGUGAAUAAAUAAAAUUUUCCAUGAUGAAAACUAACAUUAUGUUAAAGUUUGUUGACCAUUCAUUCUGCCCUAAAAUCCAUUCAAUGCUGCCUUAAAAAAUCAAGUAUACACAUUUCAUGAACAAUGUCAAUGAGCAGGCAGACAUUUUAUAUUUUUCAUUGUUGAAGUUUAGGCCUUUUAAAUUUCAAUGUAGGCCUUUUAAUUUAAAAUUUUAAUUUAAAUUUUAAAUUAAAAUUUUAAUUUAAAUUUUAAUCUAAAAUUUUAAUUUAAAUUUUAGUUCAGGCCUUUUGAAGUUUGGCCUUUUAAGUUUAGGCCUUUUAAAUUUUCACACAAUGCUGCUAAGGGUAUGGUGCUAGGGAGAUUGGGAGCAAAAUGUAAACAAGGCAAGGGGUCUAUAAGAUAAUGGUUAGUGUUUAUUGUGAUUAAUUCAGUCCUUUGUGGUAUGUUGGGAUUAACUUAAUGUACGUAUAAAGAAAGUAGUACAGUCGGUUUUCAAAAUUGCGAUUUCUUGGGCCCAUUUCAUUUGCAAUUUUAUGAUGUUUGAUAAUAUGAGGUAAAUGUAUCUUUCAACAUCAUCACCCAUUGGCUAGAAAUAAAAUACAUAUGUUGUUAAUAUGUAUUCCUGUAGUUCCCUCAACUGUUCGCACAAGUUUUGGACUUUGCAAAGUAACCCCAGCCCCAAUGUUGCCCUCCGCCCCCCCCCCCCCCAAGUGAACUAUAUUGUUCCUCUUGGUGAAGGUCCCUUCUGUCUCAAAUAUAUGCAGAAAAGAGAAGGAAAGUUUAGUUUAAGAAGAGUGUUUUAGCAUUCCCAUGACUUAACCUUUUUCUACCAGAUGAAAUAUAUAAUUUGAAACAUUUUGCCUAUAAAAAUGCUGAAAACCAAGCCCCAGAGGUUAGAGAAAGAGGGGGGGGGACCCUAGACCCUUGUGGAAGUUCCCACCUUUCCAGUUAAUUAUCUCCUUAUUAGGGCCUUUUCCUUGAUGGCCCCACCACUUGCAAAAUCUUAAUAACCUGCUUUAUACCUCACUUGGGUUUACUCAUUUCACCUAUUAUAAUUAUCUGAAAUACUGAUAGAGUACUAUAUAGAACAUCAAUAUUUGUUUUAGCACUUCAAUAUUCUGGUCGAAAUCCAACACAAAAAUCCAUUAAAAAACACUGGAAAUAUUCUACAGGUAAAAUGUACAGCAUUGUUAAAAUUUGAUUAUUCUGACUUGUAUCUGUUUCAAAACACAACAUAUUUAUAAUUCAACAUGUAUUUCCAGAAUCCAUAUCAUACUCAGAAUUUUGUGAAAUAAUGAAGCAAGAAAAGCAAAAUAGCAAAAAUGAUCUUGUAUAUGCUUUUAAAAAGAUGGAUAUAAACGAUGAUGGCUUUAUCUCGUUUUCCGAGCUCAAGAAAGCUCUCACAAUGGUAAAUAUAAUUGUAACUGCAUGUAACUCACCUGGGGCCAGUUGCAUGGUCAAAGCACGAUUAGCGCUAACCGGUGGUUAAAUUGAACCCAUUGCUUUGGUUUAUGUAGCCUGCGAACAGGCUCUCAAGCUGAAUUGAGAGCCUGCAUCGAUGACUAAUGAAUUUGAAUAUCUGCCCCGUAACGUUCGUUUUUCCAAAUAUGAAAUGCCUAUCCUUAUAUGGUGUUGUUUACAACUUUCGUGCAAACUAAAUUUAGACCGUGCAAACUAAAUUUAGACCGUACAGUUUGUACUGUUAUUCGAAAUAUAAGAUAUUCAAGCAAAAGUUUAAAUGUUUUAAAUACUGUUUUCUCAAAACAGAACACUUCGUGCUUUGAGAUAAGAUGGCCAAGACCAAUUUGAUCAGUUAAUGUGUUUUUUAUGCAUAGUGCUUCAGCAGUUGACAUAUAUAGAGCUCAGCGGAAACAUAUAAAUUAUAGCAUCUGACCAAUGAGAAUUUCGCGUCACGAUUUGAGACGCAGAUAUUCAAAUUCAUUAGUCAUCGAUGCAGGCUCUCAAUUCAGCUUGAGAGCCUGUUCGCAGGCUAUGGUUUAUGUAUAUCUGUAUAUGUCUGUUUAUUUAAAAUUUUCUGAUGAUCCAGACAAAAUUUCUGAAAAAAAAUAUUUCCAAGUUUAUAAACAAGCUGCAUGCUGGGAAGUAUGCUUUGAAUUUCAUGUUACAUGUAACCCAGGGUUGAGCUAGCCGGUUUUUGAACAAUCAAUUUUGAAACAAAACUAAAAUAAUUCGUAUAAAAGUGCAACUUAUGAUCGAUUGAUAUUUGCAAUGUUAGUUUAAUUAGCCCCCACUGCCCCAGCCAGUUAAAACUAUCCGUGCAAGUCUUGACUGAUUUUCCUUCUCGGUAAAUAUGGUUCUCUAUAGCUUCUCUGCAUCUAAUAUAGAAUAUAUAGUGCUGUUUCCUAUGAACAUUUUUGUUGCUACAGUGAUGAUGCACCUUGCCCUUCGAUAGGUGCACACAACCCUGGCCCUGACUAUAAAUUUUCGCUGUAAACCGUAGCUAACCGUGGACGUAGUUCAUGAUGCAUGUACUGUGGUUGUGAAUUUUAGUAUGGAGAGAGAAUGAGUGAAUCUGAGGUUCAAGAUAUACUUGAUGAAGCAGAUGAUAAUGGAGAUGGUCGUUUAGAUUAUGAAGAGGUUUGGAAUAACUCAUAUGUUAGAACUUUCCAUCUUGCAGGUUAUUACGUGUUUUGUUAAGAAAGCCCGUCGCAUGGAAUACAUCUACAACUAUAUACGUUACAUGUUGUAAAUGAUAAACAUGCACUCGUUGUGUUCACGGCUACAACGGCAAAAACCAUGAAUUCCCGUUUUAGUAAUAGAGAGGUUCAGAUAUGACUUUCACUACCUCUCACAGGCUUAGACAGUACGCAUUUGAUUGCCUGAUUGGUUAAUCGGAUCGAUUAAGUGAAUACAAUUGCCUUUCUCACGAAGGCCAAAAUCCGCCAUUUUGGGGGUACUGCCUACCCUCGUGAAAGAUUCUAGACAAUUAAAAAAACGUGAACAGCGACUUUUAAAAGUUAUAACUGUAAAUUACCAUUAUACAAACAACUAUAAUAAUAAGUUGUAUUUCGUGGUGCAUGCGGCGACUCUCGAACGUGGGAGAAGCAGUACCCCCAAAAUGGCGGAAAAAUCAGCCGUGAACAAGGCUAAUUGGUUAAUAACGGUAGCGGUUGAACCUCUCUAUCUAAACAACGACGAAAGAAAAACAAAUUUUAAACAUUGUUUUCAAGCCUUGACUGUUAUCUGUUGACACAUUUUCGCACUAUAUACUGUACCCCGCGUACGGCCGUAGAAUGAGUUCGAAAUAAAUUGCUCAUUUAUGCGAAAGUGAAUGCUGGCUUUUGGCGUAAACUUAAAGUUAUAUUAAGUAAAAGUUAGAGCAAGAGGAACUUACAGUGGAGAAUCGUGGAAGUUUAAGCUUUCCGAAACACAAACCGCACUAGUCAAAUAAUAAUUAAAUGUUUAUGUAUGUAUGUAUGUACCGCUAUAGUUUUGUGAUCUGUUGAUGUCUACUGCUGAAAGAUGUAAAGAGCUCAGUCAGAAGAAAGUGAAAGAUGACGUCACAUCAAGAGAACAAAGAUCAAGUUCACUAUCGAGAAAAUCAUCAUCCAACAAUGUCAAUAGUGUUCAAGGCAAACCACCAAAAUCCCCACGAACAACAGGGAAGGCUGUAAAAGAACCUAAAAAUCUCAAGGUUGGAUUAAAAAUUCUCCACAUGCAUACAGAAUAUGAGGUGUUUGGCCAAAGCCAAACGGUAUAGUUGCCGAGUAAUUUUAGAAAAUACAAAACAUUAUUGUACAUAUUGAACAUUUCUGAUGAUGAAUGCCUUGCAAGAUAUACAGUAGUCGAAACUUGUGUCCAUUGUUUCGAGAGCGUUUCACUAUUUCAUUACCAUUAGUCCUUUUCGUAUAAAAAUGUCAAAAAGGUCAUUGAGGUUAAAAUAGGCGACAAGUAGUAUUCUUUCGUUAGGUAUGGAACUAGAAUUUACAGCAAAGAGCAAGUAUCAGGUCUACACUUCUAACGAACAGCAGUGUUAUGAAGGCAACAGGAUAAACAAUGGAAACUGGAAUAAGGCAACGGGAAGAUUGCAUGCAUGAAUAAAGUAUUUUGGGGGUGGAAGAUGAAUAUUGAACACUGGGUUUUUAAGUAGUGUGAUUAUAAAUACGGAUGUAGGAAUUAUGACAAAAUGCAUACGCAUUUCCUAUUUUUCCAUUGUAGGAUUGGGAUUUUCAAACACGAAAAGGUUUUGUUGUUGUUGAAGGUGGUGGGAAAUUUUCCAGUCAUUGUUAUAAACUUAAAAUACCAUCCAGUACCAAACUCUGGUUAACCAUUCAUGGAAACUUUCAAGGUGAAUUUGAGAAUGUUUUACAUCUUAGUUUAAGCCGGUUACAGACGAGCAAGUUUUCUAUGACAAGUUUUUAUAUGGCAAGUUUUAUUUGCCAAGUGCACGUGUGUAUGUUCAAUAAAUUUUAUACGACAAGUUUUUGGUUUUCUGACCUCCACGAUAGCUAUUAUUAGCCAUUACAACAAUAGAUUGCUGACCAACUGCAUGCAAGUGCUCAGAAUAUUUUGACAAGUUCUCUUCGUUGACGUACUGCACAUACAGAUAGAUAUUUCACAGCACAUUCCCUAUCAGGGCUUUUCAUUGACUGGUUACAUUGGGAAUAGAUUGAACCGGACUGACGUGAAGCAGGCCGAGGUAGACUUUGAGCUUACAAAUGGCGCUUGAGCAGUAGGGAUGAGCCGAUUAAUCGGUAAAUAAUCGGCAUAGCCGAUUAAUCGGCCGUUUUUUAAAUAAUCGGUAAUCGGCCGAUUAUUGCCUGAUAAUCGGCAAAUAAUCGGCCAUAAGACUUUCUCUGCAGCUGCCAAUCACAUGCUAAAAUACUGAAUACAAGCGAAUAGAUUUUCACAUUUUGUUGCAAAACCUGUGCCUUCUUUCGUCUCAAGUGAAGUGAAGCUGGGAACAUUUCCACUAAAAAAGCGCAGCAGACUAGCUCCGCAUAUUGUCUUGUUUUUACACCAUAAUCUGCCAAAACUAAACUUUGACUAUUGACAUGCGAGACUGAAGCUGUUUUUAAUUGUACAAAGUGUGUAUUGUAAACAAUAAAACCGCAUUUAUAACUUCAUUGUUGGCCAUCCUGUGAUUUUUCGCUUGCUUUUUAAAAUAAUCGGUGGGUACCGAUUAAUCGGCCGAUUAGUUACAAUAAUCGGCUUAUAAAUAAUCGGCCUCGGUAAUCGGCAAUUUUCCUUAUCGGCUCAUCCCUAUUGAGCAGCCGCUAUUAGUCCAUACCUCAUUAAUGAUCUGCCCCCUGACCUAAGUGCCUAACCCACCCUGUCAACUUUCCCUGUGGGAGGAAACCAGAGUACCCGGAGAAAACCCCCGACUUUCGGCAGAGCGUUGACUUUUACUCUUUUCACAUGAGGACUAGGUUCGAGUCACAUUGAGAAGUAGCUACCUUAGAGGUGAAAGGCAAGUGCGCUAACCACUUCGCCACCGAAGCCCCACGUCACAAUUAGAAAGAGUAAAGCCUGGUUAAAGGUGUGUUUUGAAAGAUACAAUUCUCGAGGAUUUUUUUGCGUUUGAGAAAUAAUUUUUAUGUGCAAUACAGUUAAGUGCAACGCAUACUUUUUGCAUUAUUAAGUAGACGCUCAAGACGCUUCUUUUUCACAGGUGCCUAUAGUUGGUUCAGAUUUUUGCAAAAUGGUAACAAACGAUGUAGUUGUAUAGGUCAUACAGUGUAGAAUCAUUCUCGUCCGCUUCACACUGCAGAUUUUAUAGAGUAGGAGAGUGAUCAUAUACCGUAUUUAUAAGAUAUCGGAUAGGUUGCCGUGUUUAAUGACAUUCACUCCAUCCAUCCUAUUUUUAAUUUACAUAUCCUUGCUUCAGCAGAUCGUCAAAUGGAUUUCACAUUGUUUGUUGUGAGAGCAGAUUCAGGCGAACUUGUCGCAUUUACACAAGCAAUUGUUGAUGAGGCAUGUAUUUAUCUAUAUUUGCACAUGAUAUACGAGUUUGAUUUCAGGUCGUUUUAAUUAAGGUUCUUAUUGCUUACUUCAUAUACAUUGUAUCGUAAAUCCUCAAUUAAAUCCUUUAUUAAAUCACGAUAGAAGAGGGGAUUAUUAGAGAAGGGAGGCUUAAUAGAGGACUCACCGUAACUGAGUUAUUUCGUUGAUUUUAUGCACAGAGAAGUUGUGUCCUAACUGACAUUUCUCCUGGAGAGUACAAUGUGUUAGUCUUCACUACUGGCUGCCAGUUAUCUGCACGAUCAUUUGAAUCUAAACGAACGGUUGAAUUGAUCAAAACUGUAAAUGGAGAAAUAGAACUCACAAAACGUUGUAGGUAAGUUGAAAAGCACAGUUAAUGAUGAAGGUACAAAUUGGUUUGCACGUCUGAACUACCGUACUUGAAAACCAUUAAAAACACAUUGACGUUUCGAGCUAAUGACCUUCGUCUGGAAUGUGCGACGCUAUGCUAAACCUCCAACGAAACGCACUACCUCACAACGUCAAAGUGUUUUAAUUAAACCCUGCUUUAUACUGAGGUUAGGUGUACCGUUGAGGUUACCUCUUUAACAUAUGGUCAUUUGUUACUUAACGAAAAGCGUGACAAUGCAUGGUGUGAUGUGGUGCCCGAGUGUACAGUAGUUGGCAGUUCAAGAUACCAUUUGGGUAACGGUGGCGGGUACAAGAUGGGCAGGGUGACCUCCCCCGCCCAUAAUUUCUGAAGGGGUUGAUAGCUACUGUAUGUACAGUAAAUGUGCAUAAAAUUUAAGCCAAUUAUUUAAUUGCAACGAAAGGAUGGUAAAUUUGCACCCCACGAUGUCGAGAAGUAAGACUUGUCCGUCACUCGUACAGUAAGUAAGCUGGCUAUCAUUGAAUAAUUGUGACACACACUGUACGAACGUUUUUACUGGAUGCAAUACUUUAUCCUAUCCAUUGUUGUCGUAGAGACGCGUUAACAGAGAUUUUCCUCCACUGUGAUUUGGAUGGCAAUGGUUAUCUGAGUCGCCAUGAAUUUGACGUGUUUCAAAUGCGCACCAGUGGAGAGUCAUGUGACGAUGGCGCUUGGGAAGUCAUGGUUGGUAUGUAAUUUACUGUUGUUUGCAUCUAAGAAUGAACAGUCGCGAAUGAAAACAUUGUUUGUAAUGAGCAUAACCGUUGACAGGUUUUAAACUAAUCAGCCAAUCCAAGUGAACAUUGUGUAGCAAGUGUGGUCAAUGCCUGAUACAGAACUAAAUCCUCAUGACAAGCAUGAAAGUUUUACUUGAUUGUAGAUAUACAUGCACCGCGCUCUGAUUGGUUAUGUAUAGUCUAUAGACCUACUGUAAGCAGAUGGUAAGCAGAUGGUUAUAUUAGUAUAAGGGUUAGACUAAUAAGGGAUAGGAAAAGGUUAAGGAUUAGAUUAGGAUGAAGAUUAAAGCGAGAAUUGUAAGGAUUUGGGGGUAGUGUACGGGUGAGAAAUCGCUAUAUAAUAAUUGGUUGCUAUAUAUUAACGAAAUCGACUCUUUUCCAUAAACUGCGUGUGGGAUUAAUAAUUUUGCUGCUUUAUUUACAGAGAAUUUUGAUACAAAGAAUGGUCGUGAGAUCACGCUGAAAGGCUUUCUAGAUUUAAACUUGAUGGAAGCACGUGACGCUGAAGGUGAUCCCAAUGACUUGUGGGUAACGUUCAACAGCAUGGGCUACAACAAAGCGUUAGAACCUGACCAGGUAUGCUUUCAAACGUACAUUGCGAAAAGAAUUUAGGUUUGCUAUUUCGUACGUGCUCGUGUAUCGACUAUCAUUUUACCACCAUUUUCUAUUGUUUUCAAUCAGUUUUGGUCUUCGACUCAUGACCUCAUUAUCAACAAUUCAAGAUCAUAUAGGUCUUGAAUUUGAAUAUCAAAACACAUACAACGUCUUCAAUUUGACAUUCAGAUAUAUGUGUAAGAAACGCACAAACUAAAUAUAAAUAAACGACAAACUAUAUGAAAGACUUCACCAGUGUGAAGACAUCCAACGCAAAAUUAUCACCCAAACUAGGUGAGAAAGACUCUGGUAUUAUCGUAUAUGUAAAUAUUUGUACUAUAUAUUUUCCAGGUUGCGUUCUUUGUGACAGAGAUAUACUCCCGUGAUUGUGACAUUAAAUUGCAAGCACUAAAGAUUGAUGACAAUAAGGAGAUCUUAAACAAGGCUGUUGUUCAGUCCAUAGUUGAAAAUUCUACAACACAUAAUGUCAAACGCAUGCGUGAUCUAAUCUUGCAUCGCUACGAUGAUGAACGACGUGUCAGUCUUGCUAUCGAAAACAAGGUAUGUAAGGAGUCAAUUCAAUUCAAUUCAAAAUUUUUAUAACACUGUUUCAUAUCAUUACAUUUUUUUUAAAAAAAGUACAGGAAGAAAAAUAAAGUAUAUUGUAGGAGUUAAAGAUAAUUAAAUAUAUGAAAUUUCAAACCAAAAAAGUAGUAGUGAGCGACAGCCAGAGGAGCAAAGCUUUCGAGCUGGUUGCCGCAAUGUCAGAGUAAUGUAAGCCGAUUUAGCUCUCAAUUUAUUUAGUAUAGAAUAACAAAUAAGCAAUCAAACACAAGAAAAUAAAACUAAUAUAUAAAUAUUCGAGAUAAAGUAGAAGAGAUCUGAAGUAGUAGAUUAUUCCUGAUUAUAAAGUAGAAAGUUUUUAUAUUCCUUUUUGAAAGAAUUAAAAGGGAGUGAUUUAAGGAAAACGGGUAGUCUCCCAUAAUUGAGAAGCAAAAAACUUAAAUGAAAAUUUGCCAUAGUUUGUUCUAGCAGCUGGCCGAUAGUAAUUAUCUUGGGAUGCAUAGUCCUCCUUGGGAUUCCAAAUGUUUUGCCCCUUUUUUAAGUUGGGCUCCCAAUCAAAAUUGGAACGUUAAGUAUGAAAGAAGUAUUAGCUUAAUAUGACAGAAACACAUGCAGGAAACCUCUUCAGUUUCAAAACCACCAUGACACCAUCUCAUCUACCUUGGCAUACCGUUAUAUUCCAGUGCAAUUUUUGUUUAGUCUCGUCAGUCUGUUAUGGUAAGGUUGAACUGCAAUAAAAGUCAGAACUGUGUGAGCCAUUGUGGGAAUUUAAACUGUGUUAUCAAAGUUGAGGCAAGGUCAACAGAGGUACGAAUUACAUUGUAUACUUGUUGCAUAAUAUGAAUUUUGAUAAAUAUAGUUCACAUACAGUAUAGUACACAUAUUUUUUUAAAAAUUAGGAAUAAAAUCGCAGAUAAAAUUGAUGAUCGAAAUUAGUUUAUGUACAAUAUAGUUCUAGCUGGUAACUUUUCUUCUUAAUCGCUCAAUAAAAACCUAUCGAGCUGGACGAAUAACGUAGGCCAAACAAAAUGUUGGUUUCAGGUUCCCGACCGACCUGUUAAAAACGUCUCCGAUCAUGAACGUUUUAUUGACACAUUUGCAAAAUUUCUCUCUUUUUACAAAAUUUCUGGCUUCUAUUUAACAUUUUGUCCGUCUUAAUCAUGUCUAGUCGUGUUCAUGAUCAAUGUAUUUUUAUACAUUUGUCUAUAAUUUUGUAUUGUACACAAUAUUACUUAAUAUAAAAUCUUGAACGGUUUGUGCCAGCGUAGGGAAGUAUGCAGAAUAUAAGCAGAACAUCCAAGUACUGUAGCUUACUAAUUUCCCGACGAAGGGCCUUCGCUGGAAACGCAGUUGUACUUCCUAUAAAUAUUGCUGCUUAUUAUCUGCAUUGGCUGCCAGUACAUUACCGCAUAGUUUUAAAAAUUUUAUUGCUAGUUUAUAAAACAAACAAUGGCAUGAGUCCCAGGUAUCUAACUGAUCUACUACAGUUUCACGAAUCCUCAAGAUCACUACGAUCUGUAUCGAAUGAACUAUUAAUUAAGUCAACCGAGGACUAUUACGAAGACAUAUGGUGAUAAAGCUUUUUCAGUUUGUGCACCUAGACUUUGGAAUAUUUUACCAUUGGAUAUUCGCAAGUCAUCUAGUGUUUACGCUUUUAAGAAGUCAGUUAAAACUUAUCUUUUUUCAAAAUUUGUUAGUAGCAAAUCUUUAUUUAUAUAGAUAACUUUAGGUGCCUUACUUUGUUUGUAUAUAGUAGUUCUAUUUUUAAAUCAUGUAAAUUGCCUUGAAUAGCUUUGGAUUUGUGCGCUAUAUAUAAAUAAAGUUUAUUAUUAUUUAUAAAAUAAAACGUUUUCCCGACCUUCCUUGUGAAACAUGGCUAUGAAACCUGAAACCAACAUUUGCUUGAGAGAAUCCUUGUAGGAGUUAUUCAGUGUUUUGAUCAAUAUUUUAUCAUUCAUUCUUGCGAUGCGAUCGAUGUCGUGUUUCGGAGAAUGAAUUGUCUGAUUAUUGUCCUUCUAGACUGGGCAUCAUUUAAUUGCUAUGGAUCCUUCUAAACCGUGGUCAGUUUCGUGCGAAGAUUCCGUUGAAGAUUAAACGUAACUGAAGGUGUAUUAAAACUUGAUGUUUAAAUCCAGGCUGUAUAAAGGAACGCUUAAAUAAUUCAACAAAUUAUAUAUUAACGUCUAGUCUAAAGACAAGUCAGAUCGAAGGGAGGCAUCAUCAUCAUCGCCAUUAUCUGUCAUGUCGUCACUUGUACCUUCUGAACCAUCAUCGUCCCCUAUUUCACCCUCACCAUCCUCAUCAUCAUCCUCUCCCUCCUGCACUUCUAACUCUAAAACAUUCUGAGCCUGAGCCACUACAGCUGCGGCAACUGCAGGGUUGACAGGAGCAUUACCAUCAUCAUCACGGCAUGUGUUGUAGGAACCACAUUCACCACAUUUCAGAGCAAUAAUGUGAAAUUUUACCAUGGAAUACUAAAUAACAAAUACCAUGCAUGAAUUAUUACAUAAAUGAACAUGCACCACUACCAUAUGUAGGUGAAGAGGUGUCCUGAGGGCCGCCCGGCCUAGGCCGCAAGUCAAGCGAUGUAUAAUAGGACAUACAAUACUGCAUGUGAAAAUAGAUGACAAAAGUUAGCAGGUUGUAAUUUCAUGUCCUAUAUAUUGAAAUGCCGGUACCUAGUAUUUGCUUCUGUAAAUUAUUCGUACACUGCAUGAGUUGAUAAAUGUUUUUCUAAACAUAAAUCUUAUUCGUUUUAAUCUUUUAGUCCAAUUUAAGUAUAGGUAAUUAGGGAUUAAUAGUACGAGUGAUGUUUGGAAAUUUUGCCAAAAUUGGACGAGCCGCCGAGGCGAGUCCGAUUUGGCAAAUUUCCAAACAUCACGAGUACUAUUAAUCCCUAAUUGUACGAGCAACAUCGCAUGAUUACUUGUUUAUUAUUAGCAUGACAAAAUUGGAUACGUACUAUCUCAAUGUCAACAUCAUAUUCUCUCGCCAAAGCCCAGUCCUGCCAGACUUUCAACCAAAAUUUGGUGCUUUUGUUUGUAUUUUCAUUUAGUUCUUUCGUUCAAGCAAAAUUUGCUGCUUUUGUUCGUAUUUUCAUCUAGUUUCUUCACGGCAAUUUCAUUUCACGCUUGUGUUUAAAAUACCUUUCCGCCAUUUUGUUUGAUUUGGGAAAAUCAUUAAUUCUACUGCAGUACAAUUAAUGAAAUAAUUGUACUCCUCUCAACCAAUCAGCAUCCAGUAAUUUUGUCAUGCUAAUAAUAAAUGCGGUAAAAGCAGUGUUCCAGUCAAGUGUUUUUCAUAUGUAUGUGAAAAUACACACGCAGACUUUGUCUGAUGAACUGAAUCUUCCUAACUUUAUAUAAGUACUAAGACAGCAAUAUACGUUAGAUUUCAUGCACACACCUUAAUACUUUCUUUUUAUUAAUUUAGUUAUUUCCUAGUACACACGUACGUAUACGAACGUUUAACUUUGAUGAGGCCCCAGUUCUUACCUUGUGACAGUCACAACAAAGAACCUAAAAUAAAAUUAAGC